Messenger RNA from Juglans microcarpa x Juglans regia, 955 nucleotides. RefSeq lists its product as uncharacterized. The transcript is spliced from 2 exons. Lineage: Eukaryota; Viridiplantae; Streptophyta; Magnoliopsida; Fagales; Juglandaceae. The record is from RefSeq and is a predicted model, not a curated record. Bases 326 to 796 code for a protein of 156 amino acids.
CAUUUUUAUUCUAUUCACAUUUUUUAAUUUUCCCUCCCCAAACGAAAAAAAAAAAAAAAAAUCAAUUCCCGGAAAACUCAAUCCCAAAUUCAGAGCAAACAAACAGCUAAGGAGAUAAUCAGUUGAGAGCAGCCAGAACCCCCAAAAAACCACCUACUGCCCUUUCUUCCCACUUUCCCAAACCCUUCCUCUCUCUAUAUUCCAAGAUCUUCAUCUUCGAAAAAGCCUAUAUUUUUCCUUUUUAUUUUGAAUACUUUUCUUCAACCCACAAUACUGGACCGCCAUUCGAUCAGUCUUUUCUGUAUCUCUUAGUUGAUUCCUCCCGAUGGGAUUUUUAAGGAAAAUAGCUGGCUUUCUAGGGCUUGGUAAGGACAAUGGCCACGAACCCAAAGAUGAAGAGGACGAUAACAACAAUCCCGAUACUCAGACCCAUGAUCGGGCCCAUUUCCAAGAAACCGGGCUUCCUCGCAGAGGCUUCGGUGUGCCGGUCCAGGUCGUCGUCGAUCGGCCCCAGGUUGGCCCUGUCAUCACCCGCUGUAAUCCUGGUGAUGGCGGUGUCCAGGGUCUGAGAUGGUAUGCAAAGCGGCUGAGAAUAGAUGAAGAUGGAGAUGUAGCAGAUGAAUUCCUUGAAGAGGUCCUGCUGGAGACGUCAACUAACAUAGAAGAUCAUCAAAGUCAAUUUCCAAGGUUUGAAGUGAAGUAUGGUUCAAGGCCGGCUAAAGUGAAGAACCUGGUCAUGUCACCUGAUGGGAGAAUGCAGUGUGUGGAACACCAGGGCAGAUUACAGUGGGUAUGAAGUGCAUUUAAACUAAUACCAAGCUUCUGGGUGGUAGGGUUUGUUCUUGCACAAGCAUGUUGUCAAUUUGUUGCUUUAGAAAAGAUCUUAAAAUUGUUUUUUUUAUUGCACUGUGGAACCUUGCUACCCUUCUUAUCAAUGUCUGGGUUUAACUUCCUA